Molecule: messenger RNA, 1387 nt
Organism: Nyctereutes procyonoides (raccoon dog)
Lineage: Eukaryota; Metazoa; Chordata; Mammalia; Carnivora; Canidae
Exons: 5
Coding region: 1-1338 (445 amino acids)
Biological process (GO): regulation of transcription by RNA polymerase II
Molecular function (GO): DNA-binding transcription factor activity, RNA polymerase II-specific; RNA polymerase II transcription regulatory region sequence-specific DNA binding
Source: RefSeq, a predicted model, not a curated record
AUGUGGUGUGCACCGCCUGCCAAACAUAAAGGGCUGAACGGUGAGCCUUUCUCCAAACUUUUCCAGAAGAGCUCGGUAGAUAGUGUGAAGUCUAUAGCCCUCAUCUCUUCCCGCAAACCUCUACCCCAGCCAUUGCCCCCAGAUCAGUUUGAAUCCAGUAUAGCCUUUUCCACAGAAUAUGCACUCUGGUCAAGUGGGGCGUGGCAAACUGAACUAGGAGGGUUUGUGGAAGCGCUGGUCUUCCACAGCGCCACAGCCAUGGAGCCUCUGCCCAGAGGUAGUUACUAUGACCCGGGUGACUACUAUGACCCCAGCAACUACUGGCUGGGAAUGAAUCAAGUGCAAGUAAGAUCUGAAUCUGUGCAGGGUUCAGCACCAGAAGCUGAAGGCAGCCACAUCGAUGAAGGAAAUCCAGGCCUUGUGGACAAAUUCAUGUACCACGACGAUGGCGGCAACCUCGAAAGGGACAUCAACCUGGAAGAUGCCAUCAACUUCUUCCACGGCGAUAUGAACCUAGGCAUCAACUUUGAAGACAACUUCAACCUCGAAGACAACUUCAACCUCGAAGACAAUUUCAACCUCGAAUACGACUUCAACCUCGAAGACGACUUCAACCUCCAAGACAACUUCAACCUCGAAGGCGACAUCAACCGCGAAGGCAACUUCAGCCUCGAAGGCAACAUCAACCGCGAAGGCGACAUCAACCUCGAAGGCGACAUCAACCGUGAAGGCAACUUCAACAUCGAAGGCGACAUCAGCCGUGAAGGCGACAUCAACCUCGAAGGCGACUUCAACCGCGAAGGCGACUUCAACCUCGAAGGCAACAUCAACCGCGAAGGCGACUUCAACCUCGAGGGCAUCGUGAACCAUGAAGGUGAAGGGAUCCACGAGGUCGGCGGUGGCAUCCAGGAGCUGGGGCAGCUGGCGCCUGAAGAGCUACCCCAGGCGGUGGCUGCUAGGGCUCCCCAGCCCCGAAGGAGACGGCGAGCCCAGCGGAAUAAGUUCACGCAGGUGCAGGUUCAGGAGCUGGAAAGUGCCUUCCAGCACACUCAAUAUCCAGAUGUGCUCACAAGACAGGAACUUGCAAGACGCAUGGAUGUGACUGAAAUCAGAGUGCAGGUACGCAAUUUGUUAAUAUGCACAAGGGACAAUGAAUUCGAUAAAAGGUUUGGUUUAAGAACAGGAGAGCCAAGUAUAGGAGAGAUGAGAGGGCAUCAAAGCUCAGAAACACACCACCUACCAACCUGGACCACCUUUUCAUCCUCAUGUUGGAUGGGCCCUAGAAUGCCAUCCUUGUUCAGAAACCAGUUUGGAGAUGGGUUCUUUUGGUGUCACUGACACUCAGGCCACCUAUGCUGCCCCUUCCACCCAUAUCUCCUCUAAUAGU